Molecule: messenger RNA, 330 nt
Organism: Protopolystoma xenopodis
Lineage: Eukaryota; Metazoa; Platyhelminthes; Monogenea; Polystomatidea; Polystomatidae
Source: the annotation of a GenBank genome assembly
AUGAAUCACCUAGGAGGUAACUCCAAUUCCACGUUCAGCUCCAAAAGUCACAAUCCCAAUUGUGCAACUAGAAGACUCGAUAUUGGGGCUAAGGGAAACUUGGCGCGUCACCUUAUUGAAUUGCUAGCGGUGAUAGUGCUCCCUGAUGCACCUCAAUCACUCGCAGAAGUUGAUGCGCGGCUCGCAGAUGGCCUUCCUUGUAUUCCCGAAAAGUUGAUGCCAACAGAUGCUGAUUUUGAUGCAUACCGUACUAUUGCUGAAAAGGGUCGAAAAAAAGCUCUUUUACUCCCGGUAGAAAAGAUUCAUUCAGCUUUCAAGGUGAUUAUUUAA